Messenger RNA from Apis cerana (Asiatic honeybee), 1269 nucleotides. Its product is annotated as UPF0764 protein C16orf89 homolog. Gene Ontology annotation, cellular component: cytosol; membrane. The record is from RefSeq and is a predicted model, not a curated record. NCBI's taxonomy places the organism in Eukaryota, Metazoa, Arthropoda, Insecta, Hymenoptera, Apidae.
GGAAAAUCGAGAUCCCGUUUCUUCAGGGUUGUGAACGAAUUGUAUGGAAAUGCUUAGAAAGUUCACUAGUACUUGGGCGAUUCUGCUUUUCUGUGGCUUCCCACCAUGGAGCUGUGGAAACUUUGCUUCCAAGAAUUUUGAAGAAAAAUUAGUCAAAUUGUCUAAAGUGAUCGAAUACAUUCAUCAAAGGCCUCAACAAAUGAAUGUCGAUGUUACGUUAUCUCUAACUAUUGUCCAAGGUAAAAUUAUACAACAAUAUUAUAAAUUUACAAUUUUAACGAGCACCGUUAUCUUUGAAACAUUGAAUUUCAUUUCAAUGUUAUUUUUUACAGCUAACAUUGCUGCUAUUUUUUUACAUAAAAAUGCACAAUUCUUGACCGAUAAACAUCGAAAUAUACUUAUGACGAUUUUAAAUCUUUGUGAUUUAACAAGACGAGAUUUAUUAAAUAAAAUUGUUUUAGAGAACAAAGAUAUCCGAUUAUUGCACGAAACAAUAAAUUAUCCUAAUUUAUGGAUGAAAAAGAUAUCAUGGCGGCAUGGCGCUCUAGUAAAAGGGAGAGCCAAUAUCGAAUUACCUUAUCGAGAUAUACGAGAUCUGGUAAUGCAAGGAGUGCCUAAGGAGGAAGAAAGCGAUCGAUGUCUCGCUGAAAUCGUUCGAAAUAAAUUCAAUUCGGAUCAUAGAAUUCCUGGUUUAUGCCUCGAAAUAUUAACUACUCGAGAAUCCACCAAAGGAUAUCCUCUUACUCAUCGAUUAUUAAUCGUUCAAAUUGCCAAAAUAAUGGAAUGUGAUCAAGAUCUUCCAUCUUCAGAAUUAAUACUUUUUUAUUGUUCUGCAAUUUUUCAAGAUUUGAUCGAUAUCGAAAUAGCUGGAUUUCCUUAUCAAACACCAGAUUUAAUGAUGGAACAGGUUGUUUUAUGCGGCAUAGAAGGUUUUCUUGAAUUCACUGAUAAGCAUUAUGAACGAUUAAUAUUGGAUUGGUCACAUCCUAGCGGUUGCUUCAGUUCUUUCGGAAGUAAGUUUCUUAGUAACAAAAUGCGUGUUAUACGAAGAACUUCGAUGCAAACUGAUUUUGGCUGCGAUAAUCAUGCUACUGGUUUAGCCGCUGCUUCUCUUUCUUUAUUUAUUCGCAAGAGUUUGGAGAAUAUGUAUGAGUAACAGAAUUCAUCGUUGACAUAAAAAGUAUACAUAUGUACUAACAUGUAUAUAGAUACAAUAUAUAUAUAUAUAUAGAAUAAAAUCUAAAGUGUUUUAAGAGAAAAAUAAUAAAA